Mustela lutreola (European mink) is the source of this 2746-nucleotide messenger RNA. It is a transcript of the gene NANOS3, whose product is annotated as nanos C2HC-type zinc finger 3. Bases 1594 to 2478 code for a protein of 294 amino acids. Gene Ontology annotation, biological process: oogenesis; negative regulation of translation. Gene Ontology annotation, molecular function: mRNA binding; zinc ion binding. Lineage: Eukaryota; Metazoa; Chordata; Mammalia; Carnivora; Mustelidae. The record is from RefSeq and is a predicted model, not a curated record. The transcript has 3 exons. Gene Ontology annotation, cellular component: perinuclear region of cytoplasm.
CUGGCCCCCCGCCCCCCAGCCCCACGCCCAGCACCGAAGCCGCCGAAAUGCAAUUUCCCGUGCAGGCGCCUCGACUCAGGGGGCUUUUCCGGGCUGGUUUGGAAAGCAGAGGGGCAACGCGGCGGCGGCCCAAAACGAGGUCCUGGAGCAGACAGGUCCUGCUUGCUGACUUACUGAGUCAAUAGGCUCCUCCCUCCCUCCUCUCUCCUUCCCCCUGUUAUGCCUGUCUAGGUUUUCUGCCCCUCCUCCCCCAGUCUGGGCCCCCUGGAGAAGUUGCCAAGGGUUUGGGGGAACAUUCAACCUGUCGGUGAGUUUGGGCAGCUCAGACAAACCAUCGACCGUUGAGUGGACCCCGAGGCCUGGAACUGCCAUCCACCCAUCAUAACCCCUACCUUCCAGAUCUGGGGGGCCAGGGUAUCUCCCAGAUCCAACCUGAGCAUCCCCUUUUUUAAGGCCACAGCGAAGGUCACAAUCAACAUUCAUUGUUGUCGGUGGGUUGUGAGGACGGAGGCUAGACCCACCGAGGGAUGAAUGUCACUGUGGCUGGGCCGGACACAGCCGGAGGGGAAUGGGCUAGGGAACAAGACCCACUUAUACAGUGCUCUGAUCUCAGCCUCUCACCCCUUGGGGGGAGCUGGCAUCUGGGAUCCUGAUGGACACAGGCCUGAUUUGGGGGAUAAAUCCUUGGGUGUGUGCGUGGGGGAGUAGUUUGGAGGGCAGAUCACAAGCUCAGGGUUGGGCAUCUGAAAAAUCUUUCUGAGGGGGUGGUGAGCCCUGUUCCUAGAGGGUUCAGUAAAGGUUUCUUGAAUGGAUGGAUGGAUGGAUGGAUGGAUGGGGUAGGCAGGCAGCAUAACUCCUCUUCUCUGUAUCCAAGUCCUGGGCCCAGCUUUUUCCCUCUCCUUGCCCAGGACCCACAGACCCCUACUUUACCCUCGACUCCCUGGCCACUUAACACCUUGGUGUCCCACUGAUCCCUCCAUCUGCCAGUCUCUGCCCCACCUGGGUGACUCCUGGAGGUCUCAUUUGAGGGGGUGAGGAAUGAGGCACUGAUGAGUGCUGGGAGCCCCACCAUCAGCCCAGCCUGUGUCUCUGCUCCCCCCCCCCCUUAAUGUUUUGUCUCACCUCCUGUCUACAUUAGGGCCAGCACCUAGUCCUGGGGGCUAUGGUAACUGAAUGGGGGAGACAGGCUUUUGUGUUUGUGUUUGUGAAUAAGUAUGGGCAGGAAGCCUUAUACCUCAGUGAGUUCAUCCAUUAAAUGGGUGUUCUGCUGAGAUAAUGGGUGUGAAAGCUCCCCGAGGGAGAUCUGAGCUAGGGGCCUUCAUCCUUGUCCUUUCCCCCACGAUGAGCCAGGCACCAUCCCCCUUCCUGAGACAACUGGAGCAUCUGUAGCUACCCCCUUCCCCAAAGAGCCCGGGGGCACCUGGCUCCUCCCCCAGCCCAAGGGAAGGAAGAAAGAAGUUACUAAGUUACUGACUACAUCAAUGCUGGUUUUAGGGGUGGGGGUGUGGAAGCUUGUGGGGCAGGAGUGGCAGGCCUCACAGACCUCCUCCAAAGAGGUGAAGGCAGGGGUAGCCCUCCCAAAGCCCUUUGGGGAUGUGUGUCUCCCAAUUGCAGGUGCCCCCUGCAGACUGUGUCCUGUCACACACACACACACACACACACACCCGUUGCCCCCAGCCCACUCAGAGACCAUGCAUCCCCUCGCAGGUGCCUUUAUGGGGGAGCAGCAGCAAGCCCCCCUGUGACAGUAAGGAACCUCCCACAGCCUGCUCCUCCCCCUUCACACCCCUUUGGAGGUCUAAGGAGGGAACUGACAGCCCAGACUCCAAGGCUCCAGAGAGGGGAAGGGAGGGGCAGAGAGGAGGAAGGAGUAGAAAGACGAGCUUGGGGCAGGCAGGGUUUAUUCUCUCUCUGCCCCCUCUGCCUGGCAAGUGUUGCCCAGCUAUGGGAACCUUUGACCUAUGGACAGAUUACCUGGGUUUGGCACGCCUGGUGGGGGCUCUGCGUGGGGAAGAGGAGCCUGAAACCAGGCUGGACCCCCAGCCGCAGCCAACUCCAGGAGCAGAGGGUCAGACACCCAGCCUGGAAUCGUCACCAGCUCCUGAACGCCUGUGCUCCUUCUGCAAACACAACGGCGAGUCCCGGGCCAUCUAUCAGUCCCACGUGCUCAAGGAUGAGGCGGGCCGGGUGCUGUGUCCUAUCCUGCGUGACUAUGUGUGCCCCCAGUGCGGUGCCACGCGUGACCGUGCCCACACACGCCGUUUCUGCCCGCUCACCGGCCAGGGCUACACCUCUGUCUACAGCUACACCACUCGCAACUCAGCUGGCAAGAAGGUGUCCCGGCCUGACAAGGCAAGGAUGCAAGAUCCAGGUCAUCGCCGAGGCGGCGCAGGAGCUGCAGCGUGUGCAGGUUCCAAAGGUGCUGGGAAAUCAGCUGGAUCUUCGCCCUCUUCCUGCUGCCCCUCCACGUCUGCCUAGGAGACUGGUGCAGGGAGGAUGGAGAUGCUGCCUUCCCCUGGUGUGGGGACCCAGGCUCCAUGGAGGAUGUAUUUUGGGGGAAGAUCCACCUUGCAAGGACCUGGCCCUGGGCCCUUGCCCCAGCCUGGAGGCCUGGUAAGAAAGCAGCAGGGCCUGGGAGCACAGCUGAAAGCGCCCCCAUGAGGAAGGAGGUGGCCCUCAGAUCCCCUGGCCCUCCCUCCCCAGCGCUGGGCACCCAGUCAGCACUCAAUAAAUGCUUAUGAGUGGA